Messenger RNA from Rubroshorea leprosula, 638 nucleotides. Lineage: Eukaryota; Viridiplantae; Streptophyta; Magnoliopsida; Malvales; Dipterocarpaceae. The record is from the annotation of a GenBank genome assembly.
AGUGGCAAAUCAGCCCCUCUCUUAACCCUUCCGUUAACAUUUAACAGUUUGCUCAUCAGCUCUUCCUCUGUGUCUGACGUGACCUUCUUUUUGCUGAGAUGGAUGCUGAGGUGGAGGCACAGCUUGACAAAUACCUCAAAAUCUGCAGAUUACAAAUCUGGUGAUACAGGUAAACCUAGAGGAGGAGGAGAUGGUGGUGUUGGAAAAGAUUUUGAUGGCUGAACGAGUUGGAAGACGAGUUAACUCAGCAGUUGCAGAGUCUAACUUGUUCGAGAUGGAGUGCGUCCACGUUGGGAAUUUAGUGGGUUGCUUGAGGCCGAUGCUUCAUGAUCUGGUCGCCUACAUCUCCGCUGCUUCUCCGCCCUUAUACGACCGGCCAAUCGUCCGCAUAGUCAUUGAAGUCUCCAAAAACCUUGAGCGGGCACUGACCCUGGUCUGGAAGUGCAAGCGAUGCACCCUCUUUCGCCGGUUUGUCACCGGCAAGCACGCAACCGAUUUUCCCAGAAUCUUUGCACUUUUGGAUUCUUCAAUUGCCGAUAUGAACUAGUUGCUAAGCCUCUUCGACCCAAACAUCGGCUGCACCUCUAGGGAACCUGACCUACCCGUGCCUCCAAUCGCAAUCAAAGAUCUGGUUAUUU